Musa acuminata subsp. malaccensis (wild Malaysian banana) is the source of this 1925-nucleotide messenger RNA. RefSeq lists its product as uncharacterized. The record is from RefSeq and is a predicted model, not a curated record. Lineage: Eukaryota; Viridiplantae; Streptophyta; Magnoliopsida; Zingiberales; Musaceae.
UCUCCACAAGUUGAGCUUGGUUGAUAUUGUGUGGCCAGCUAACAACAUUGGAACUUGAUUGAUAGCUACUCAAUAAUAGUGUUUUGAGUAAGCUUUGCUCUGGCAGAGGAUUUUAAUUUUUCCCGACAUUUGUGAGGUAUUAACUGUAUCUUCCUCCACAUUUCAUGCAUAUAUAAUUUGCACAGAAGACUUUCUUUGUUUUUUUGUUCAUUUGGCUCUACCAUUUGAGUGGCAAACAGAGGUUGUGAUUGAACUCCCUACCCAACUUUCUUUCUUGUCACUGACCUGUGAAGAUGGCCCCAUGUUGAUAAGGAUCUCAUGAUCUCAGUCGGGCCUCUCAUGCCAACUAAGACCAUAUUGCCUUGAUGCGUGAUUGAUUUCCAACCAAUCAAGCUACUUUUGUAAAGGAGAUUCUCCAAAAUCGAAAUAGCUCAGGUGGAAUCAAAGGAAGACUGAUAUGUUGAGAUGGAGUAGCAGGAUAAGGCACAAUGACGCUUGAUAGAUAGAGAUCACCAACAUACGGGUCAUCAGUGAUUAUAAAGAACUGAGGAAGAGAGUAAACAGUUGGGGAUGAGAAGGCAGGAUGUGGAUUGACUGAUCUGCAUGAGACUACCAUUGAAGAAUCAGAAGACAAGAGAAGAUGAAGACGAUAAGACGGAUGUGUGUGGAAGUGUUGGUUGAUAGGCUUUGGGUGGAGCCAAAGAAAUCCCACAUGGCUUGAUUGGUUCAUUUUGUUGCAUAUGAAUUGCAGACAACAAAGUCGAGGAUCAAAACAUCGAACUGAACUGUAUCUCUUUGCUACCAAUCUCUUUCUAUCUCUCUCUCUGAAGAUUGAAGAUAUUUGUUAUGCAUGUGAGUGCAAGAGCUUUUCUUUUUCGCGAGGACGACUGGAGGCUUGUGAGCUUUCGUAGCACAAGCAGAGGAGGGUUUGCGCCCACAAUUUGUUUGCAGAGAGGUACCAAUCUGCGAGCUCGGGACCCCAAGAAAGAAGGUGAGAGACGACAAAGCGACAUGGAGGAAGGUAGGUCCAACAGCGUUACCAUCUCUUCACCAUGUGCACGUUGACUGUGUAAACCAUGGGCCACAUCUUGUCUUCACAUACCAACACCAUCUCAUCCCUCUCCCUCUCCCUCACCCACCUUUGCUCUCUUGUCUUCUUCUACAAGGUUAUGUUUAAGGCAAGGAAGGAUUCCAACAUGGGAGCUAAAGGUAACUUGAGGUUGGAAUCUGCGGAAGGAUGAAAGAGGCAGGGAGACAGCACGGCACAGCUUCGCCCUGCGCGGCGUGCAAGCUCUUGAGGCGGCGCUGCGCAUGGGAUUGCGUCUUUGCCCCGCACUUCCCGGCCGACGAGCCGCAGAAGUUCGCCAAUGUGCACAGGGUGUUCGGAGCUAGCAAUGUCAGCAAGCUCUUGCAGGAGAUUGCAGUGCAGCACCGAGGAGAUGCCGUGAGCAGCCUGGUGUACGAGGCCAACGCCCGGGUUCGAGAUCCAGUAUACGGGUGCGUGGGCGUCAUCUCCUCCCUCCAUUGCCAAGUCCAGGCUCUCGAGGCGCAACUCGCCAUGGCUCGAGCCCAGAUGGUCCGCUUGCGCAUGCUCGCCCACCUCGAUCUCGGCCGGAGCCCCACGGGCACAGGGAGCACCACCACAGGCUCCUCAUCCAUGUGCCCCUCGCCCAUCUAUACCCCCGGACAUGGUGAUGCAGGACAAACACCGAUGCUUUCCUUCUCAUACGAAAGGUAGCAGAGCAAGAGAUGGAGAAGCGAUGCUUAAAGGCGGACACGGCUUUCGGUGGGCGUAGUAGUAGACGGCGACUGAGAUAAUUCGACCGUUGGAGCGUGUGCCGUGUCGUGCGCUAUUUCGUGUAGCCCGAGACCAGAUUUCCCCCAAUUCGACCGUUGCAAUCAGUUCAAAUAGUACCGUUAUAAGU